Tetrapisispora phaffii CBS 4417 is the source of this 3177-nucleotide messenger RNA. RefSeq names its product Mil1p (gene MIL1). The coding region runs from base 1 to 3177 and encodes 1058 amino acids. The transcript has a single exon. The record is from RefSeq and is a predicted model, not a curated record. Lineage: Eukaryota; Fungi; Ascomycota; Saccharomycetes; Saccharomycetales; Saccharomycetaceae.
AUGUCAGAUAGUGAAGAAGAUUUAGGAAUUACUUUAAAAGGUCUAAAGAUUGGUAAGAAGGUGCGUAAUAACAGUACUGUUGAAUCUGGUGAAAAACUUGAUAAUCCGGUUGAUAAUACUCAAAGUUUUGAUGACUGUCGAUAUGAUAAUGAUCCAGCGUUUAACAUAGGGAAUGAUCAUAUCGAAAAUGAAUUAUCCGUAGGGCUUGAUUCUAAUCCAUUUUUAGAGUUGUUUGUUGAUACUGGGGAGGUAAGAAUUAAUGAUAGUAAUGAUAAUAAUGAGAAUGGGAAGAUUCAAUCGGAACUUUCAAAUGUUCCAUCGAGGGUAAGUGUAAACUCGGAUGUUUCCGUGAUUGUCUCUAAUAAUGCUUUAGACCAUGAUGAAUUUGGGUCUGACGAAAAUAAUUCUGAUAGUUCCGAUGAAUGGCAAACAAUGCCAACAGUUGCCUCACAUAAUAUUUAUAACAAUAAAGGCGAACUAGAAGUUAAACCAUACAAGAUACAUAGUUCCAAUUCACUGUCACAGUCACAACAAAAUCUAUCACAAACUCAGAGUAACGAUAAUCUAAACACAAAUGAAAGCAAGAAAGGAAAUGUUUUUGGUUAUACGAAAGUUGGUACAGAAGAUCAAGUUCAAAGAAGCUAUUUAAACAAUAAAAAAACUGAUUUUUUAUUUAGUCAUAAAAAACUGCUAAAUUCAAAUCAUUCCAAAUUAUCUAUUGAGUCACCUAAUAAAGUUGAUGUUCAUUCGAAGUUCUAUGAUGAGUAUGAAUAUGAGACUGAAGAAUUAAUUGAUGUUGAUACUAAUAAGCAGCUAAAUAUUACGAAAAAUCUGUUGUCUGGUAAUGAAAAAAUUGCAUAUGCUGGUGCAAUCAACGUUUUGACAAAUGAAAUGUGUGAGGAACUGGCUCAUUUAUCUUUAUGUGUUGACAUAAAAUCGCAUAAAAAACUUGCACAGAGACUUCAAUAUACUCAAAAAGCAAUGGCUGCGUGGAAAGUUGAUGUAACUUCACGUCUUUAUAAACAUUUAGAAAUUACUGAUGUUGAAGUAAAAAUGGUUGAAAAACUAUCAUUACAUGGUAUCAUAUUGGAAGACUUAGUGAAAUGUCUAAAGACAACAACUACGAUAGAAAAUCCAUUCACGGACGAUGCCGUGAUUUCAGACGAUGAUAAUGAACUAGAAAAAGAAGGUAAAGUUACCGAAGUAGAUACUAAUGAUUUAAAUUCAGAUUUUAAGAAUGAUGAUGGCAACAAAGAGGAUGUUACUAACGAUAUGAAUGAUAUCACAAUAACAGAAUCUGCAGAUAUAAAGAAUACUUCAAAUAACUCAAAAGAAAGCAUAAAUCCAUCACCUCCACGCGAAAUUAUUGAUGCUGAAAACAUAAAGGACAGAGAGCUUAAUGUUGAUGUUGCUUGGACUAUUAUCUGUGAUCUUUUCUUGUUACAAUUGCAAAAUUCAGCUUAUGAUUCAAGAGCAAGAACGUUAUUGAUCAAGUUUGCUAAAGCAUUGAAUAUUACAAAAAUGGAAAUUGACGAGUUUGAAAAGCGCAUUACAGACUCACUUGAUCUAGAACAAUCAACUGAAGAUCAAGUUUGGAAUGAACACAUGCAUGCUACUCGUAGACGUAAGAAAAAUAAGAAGAAAAAAUUGGCAUAUGUGGGGUUAGCGAUGGUUGGCGGUUCGCUAGUGUUAGGGUUAAGUGGAGGUUUAUUAGCCCCAGUUAUCGGUGCUGGUAUAGCAGCUGGUCUGUCAACAAUGGGUGUUACUGGUGCUACUGGGUUCUUAACUGGUAUUGGUGGUACAGCUACUGUAGCUGUAACGAGUACUGCAAUUGGUGCCAAGAUCGGUGCUCAAGGUAUGUCGAAAAGAAUGGGCAGUGUCAGGACAUUCGAGUUCAGACCCUUACAUAAUAAUCGUAGGUUGAAUCUAAUUUUAAGUGUAAGUGGUUGGAUGAUUGGUAAUGUAGAUGAUGUUCGAUUACCAUUUUCUACUGUCGAUCCAAUUGAAGGUGAUCUAUAUUCUUUAUACUGGGAACCUGAGAUGUUAAGAUCUGUUGGUCAAACAAUCAAUAUUUUGGCAAGUGAGGUAUUUACACAAACUAUACAACAAGUUUUAGGUGCGACGAUUUUAACUGCAUUCAUGGCCUCUAUCCAAGUCCCUAUGGCUCUAUCGAAAUUAGGUUAUCUAAUCGAUAACCCUUGGAAUGUUUCACUGGAUAGAGCAUGGGCAGCUGGUUUAAUUCUAGCAGAUACAUUAGUUGCUAGAAAUUUAGGUGAUCGUCCUAUGACUUUGGUUGGGUUCUCCUUAGGCUCAAGAGUUAUUUUUUCAUGUCUAGUCGAAUUGUGUAAAAGAAAAGCAAUGGGAAUCGUUGAGAACGUAAUUAUAUUUGGUACUCCAACAGUUAAAAAUAAGGAACAUUUAGUCAUGGCACGUUCUGUUGUUAGUGGGAGAUUUAUAAAUGGUUACUCAAACAUCGAUUGGGUUUUAGCUUAUCUAUUUCGUGCUACUUCUGGUGGAUUUAGAUCAAUUAUGGGUAUUAGUAAAAUUGAAGGAAUUGAAGGCAUAGAAAAUUUUGAUUGCUCUAAAAUUGUCGAAGGUCAUUUGAAAUAUCGUGAAAAUAUACCAAAACUGCUGAAAGCCUUAAAUAUUCCUGUAACAAGUGAUGAAUUUGCUGAAAUCGAAGAAACGAUGGAUCCAGAAGAGGUGAGCAGACAAAGACAACUAAUGAAUGAUGUCAAUGUUGCGCAGCAGAAACUUGCUGCUGAUAAGAAAAACAAUGGCUGGUUAUCAGGCUGGAUGAAACCAAAAAAAUCCAAGUGGCAAACAAUGGUUGAACAAUCAGUCGAAGAAGGAAGGUCUAAUACAUCAGCUUUGGCUUCUGGAAGUACCGGAUCGAAGAGAAAAGAUAAUUCAUUAGUUGAUCAUGGUGCUUUGAUGCAAGAAUUGGCUAACAUUCGUUCUGCAAUGAAUAAAAAAAAUAGUAAAGACGGCAAACCUUUGAGCGAACCAAUUGAUUUAAUGGAGCUAACUAAACCAGAUUCACAAGUUUAUAGAAAACCGCCUGAGAAUCCUAAUAAUUUUUCUUUACUAAGUGCUGGACGUCCUGUAUUGCCUAAAGAUGAGGAGAUGAAUAGUAAUGGAAGAAACAUUUCAUUUUCAUUUCCUGAUGAUAUAUAA